AACGAAAGCAGCCAUUCUUGUCCGAGUGUAUAUCGUGGAACCAACGGAGCUAGACUUCAUAGGUACAGUAGUGCUUCUAUUCCAAGUCUACAUUCGUUGCUGAAAUUGUCCUUACGUUAUAAGUAUCAGCUACUUUGUCGGCGGCCUCGGUAAACAAAGUCAAAAUCGUUUUUUUCGUUAUUAUCUCGCAUCGAAAAGGAUUUAUGCUAGAUCGCAAUCGCAGCACGUAACUGCUGUAUUCUGUGCCGACAGUUGAUUGUUUAAGCGAUAUACAGUCACGAUGUCUUUGAUUUCCAUUGGAGACGUUAGUGUAACUCCAUGCUGCACAUGCGUUGCGAAAUAUCAGUGGGACAUGCAUAACUUUUGGAUUUGCUGCAAGGAUUCCGAAGACAUGUUAGUUUCCCCAGAGUUUUUGGCGGCUCACGACAGCAGUCCCAUUAUUUGGAGCCAGCUGGCAUUCUACCCAAAAGGCAAGACAAACAAGUACAAUGCCUGUUUCUCAAUUUUCGUGAAGAUUAUCUCAAGGUGUGCCGAUGUCGAUAUAACAGAGGUUACAUUAUCGCUUUUCAACGACGAACACGAAUUAAUCAGCCGAGUAUUUAAACAGCCCACGCAUACCGAUGCGAGUCUAUGGGGUGCGGAGAAAUUUAUUCAUCGAAGUGUAGCCAAAGAGAAAGUAAUGAGUAAAAAGGAGCCUAACGAUAAUUUAACGAUUUAUCUCACAAUGAAGACAAAGAAGAGUCAAGGCUCAAUGGGCGUCCUACGGUUCGGUAAGCAUAUCGAAAGUAUAAACAAUGAUUAUGAAAAAUUGCUGAACAACGAAGCAUUCACUGAUAUCAAGCUGGAAAUUGUAGGAGAUAAAUCGAUUCGAGCCCACAGGAUUAUUCUUAGCAGAAGGAGCCCGGUCUUCAGCUUCAUUUUAAUGGGCCGGUUAAAUCAGGCACAAGAACAUAAAAUCGUUAGCGUCCCAAUCUAUAUUAGCUAUAAUGUUUGCUUGGAAAUGCUGCGUUUCAUGUAUACAGAAAGAGUGAACGAUAUGGACGCCAUCGCCGAUGAGCUUUUGAUCGCGGCUAGUGAAUACUGUAUCGAAGAUCUCAAGCGUUUAUGCGAGAUGAGUUUGAUAAAAAAUUUGAACGUGGACAACGUCAUACAGAGACUUGAACUUGCUCAUUCGUGUGGUGCCGAGACGCUGAAAGCUACGGCGAUUGGCUUUAUGGCUGUACACUCGGGUCUUUUGAUCCAAAAGAGGGAAUACCGAGCGAUGGCUACGGACGUUUCAUACGAAGUUUAUACGGCUCAUUAUAACAGGUUUACGUAAACUCUGUAUAUUUUAAUUAUGUUGCGUGGAAAUCUUAAGUUUUUAGUAUUAUAUAUGUCUUAGUUAUCUAUAACAUUUUUAACUUUUUUUUAGUUUAUUUCAAAUUUUGAAAAAAAUACUCUCAUCCUCUUGUGCUCGUGUAAAAACGUGGUUUUUAUUAGAGAGUGAGAAUGAUGAAAAUAGUAUUUGCGAUUAUUAUAAAAUUCAUUAGAAUCUGAAACGUGUAUUUUUUACGAAUAAUUAAUAAAAAUGUAAAGUAAGAUAA
This is a messenger RNA of Nasonia vitripennis (jewel wasp), 1583 nucleotides long. Its product is annotated as speckle-type POZ protein-like. Gene Ontology annotation, molecular function: ubiquitin protein ligase binding. NCBI's taxonomy places the organism in Eukaryota, Metazoa, Arthropoda, Insecta, Hymenoptera, Pteromalidae. The record is from RefSeq and is a predicted model, not a curated record. The coding region runs from base 281 to 1318 and encodes 345 amino acids. Gene Ontology annotation, biological process: proteasome-mediated ubiquitin-dependent protein catabolic process; regulation of proteolysis. Gene Ontology annotation, cellular component: cytoplasm; nucleus. The transcript has 2 exons.